AUGACGGGAGAACAUCUGGAGGAGCACGAUCCCGCGAAGGCCUCGGGAGCAUCCUCAUCUCUUUCGAUGGAUCCACCCUUAGAGCAAGAUGAGGGCAGAGAAGGAUCAUCGACCAUCAUCGCGGGCGCCACAACUCACACCAAUCUCGAACGUGCUGCCGUUGCAAGGAAGAGAGACGCUGGUGCUCCCAAGCGUGGCUUUCUGGGAAAGCUGAAGAAGAUAGAAAUUAAGUUGCUCGGCACAGAGGAGGAGAGGGCGCAGAGAAGAGCUGAGAUGGAGAAGGAGGAAGAAGAGGACAGGAAGAGGCAGGAGAUGGCGUACCAAAAGCAAGUGGAGAGACGACAGGCAUUUUACGCCGAGCGCGAAGCCCGGGCGCGUCAGGGAGGAACUCCGUUGUACCCAGAGGGGCCCGAGGAGCUGAAUGUAUUCCUGAACUGGCCGUAG
Messenger RNA from Peniophora sp. CBMAI 1063, 444 nucleotides. The record is from the annotation of a GenBank genome assembly. Lineage: Eukaryota; Fungi; Basidiomycota; Agaricomycetes; Russulales; Peniophoraceae.